This is a messenger RNA of Zea mays, 763 nucleotides long. Its product is annotated as 60S ribosomal protein L21-like. Lineage: Eukaryota; Viridiplantae; Streptophyta; Magnoliopsida; Poales; Poaceae. Bases 102 to 596 code for a protein of 164 amino acids. Gene Ontology annotation, molecular function: structural constituent of ribosome. The record is from RefSeq and is marked validated. Gene Ontology annotation, cellular component: ribosome. The transcript has 2 exons. Gene Ontology annotation, biological process: translation.
AUAGAUAAGGGCGACCUCCAGGCCCUUGCGAACCCUAGCGCCGCACCCUCCCGCCCACCGCCGUCGCCGCCCAACCGCAGUAAGGAGGAAGGAGCAGGAAGAUGCCGGCGGGGCACGGGCUGCGGUCGCGGACCCGCGACCUGUUCGCGCGGCCCUUCCGCAAGAAGGGGUACAUCCCACUCACCACGUACCUGCGCACCUACAAGAUCGGCGACUACGUCGACGUCAAGGUUAACGGCGCCGUGCACAAGGGCAUGCCGCACAAGUUCUACCACGGCCGCACCGGGAGCGUCUGGAACGUCACCAAGCGCGCCAUCGGCGUCGAGAUCAACAAGCAGGUUAAUGGCCGCAUCAUCAGGAAGCGGAUCCAUGUCCGCGUGGAGCAUGUGCAGCCCUCCCGUUGCACGGAGGAGUUCCGCUUGAGGAAAGCCAAGAAUGACCAGCUCAAGGCGGAUGCCAAGGCCCGCGGUGAGGUGAUCAGCACCAAGAGGCAGCCUGUGGGACCCAAACCUGGCUUCAUGGUUGAGGGUGCUACACUCGAGACAGUCACUCCUAUUCCUUAUGAUGUGGUCAACGAUCUCAAGGGCGGUUACUAGAGAGAAUUUUUGUACCUUCAGCAGUUCAAACGAGCUGGCAAACUUAUCUGAAUCUUUUUGAUAAUUGGCUAGUUCUUCUGUUCUGGUGUUAUGAACUCAUGUGGCUAUUGCUGUUGGCGUCAAAAGAUUUUUUUUAUUGCCAUGGUUGAUUGCAACCUGUUAUUUUA